Messenger RNA from Rhinichthys klamathensis goyatoka, 2037 nucleotides. RefSeq names its product zinc finger protein 362b (gene znf362b). NCBI's taxonomy places the organism in Eukaryota, Metazoa, Chordata, Actinopteri, Cypriniformes, Leuciscidae. Gene Ontology annotation, biological process: negative regulation of transcription by RNA polymerase II. The record is from RefSeq and is a predicted model, not a curated record. Gene Ontology annotation, molecular function: DNA-binding transcription repressor activity, RNA polymerase II-specific. The transcript has 9 exons. Bases 118 to 1434 code for a protein of 438 amino acids.
CUGACCCGGAAGCUGUGCUGUCUGGAGGCGCAUAGAGAACAUCCAGCCUCUUCACUGCUUUAUUAAAGCCUCUCCUGCGAGAAAAAAAACACUCUGACCGAUCGAUAUAAAAGAAGGAUGGCAGAGCCUCGAUUCAAUAAUCCAUAUUUCUGGCCACCACCUCCAUCUAUGCCUGGCCAACUGGAUAACCUGGUUCUUAUCGACAAGAUCAAAGAGCAACUGAUGGCAGAAAAGAUUAGACCUUCGCAUUUGCCGCCCACCACUGUUCCCUCUCAGCAGACCCUGCUGGUGGCCUCUCCACCUACAGAUGUUGGGCAACAUUUAAUGUCUCUCCCCAAGCUGCAGCAGGUAGCGAGUCUUCAGGCCCACAAUUCCUCUCAGCCUGACAUCGCCCUGCACGCCCGCCCAGCAUCAAGCACCAUUGCAGAGCUGAAUAUUGAUGACAAGUCUGCGGUGAAGGCAAAAGGAUUAUGGGAAGACUGGCAUAUGCGACAAGCAGUGGACCAAGCCUCCAGAGCAAACCAUCGCUCAGGUCUCAUGCUGUCCUCGCGCAUUGAAAGCCACAACACCUCUGAGGCUAUAACUCCCACCACCCCGACAUCUAGCAGUCAGAACCGUUUAGGCGGAGCACCUUCCUUAAACACCAUUUCCGGCCUGGCCAGCGGUCCUGGCAUGGAGCACAUGAAAAGUGGAGGUCUGAUAGGGAUGCUGGGACCACAGCCCAAAGCUCCACGGGGCCGCAAGAAGAUUAAAGCAGAGAACAACACGGGCCCCUUGCUGGUGUUGCCCUACCCGCUCCUGGCCUCAGGCCCUGACCAGGCGGUUACCAUCGCCAAAGAAGGAAAAACAUACAGGUGUAAAGUGUGUCCACUCACUUUCUUCAACAAGUCAGAGAUGCAGAUUCAUUCCAAGUCCCACACGGAGGCCAAACCUCACAAGUGCCCUCACUGUUCAAAGUCCUUCGCCAACGCCUCAUACCUAGCACAGCACUUACGGAUUCACUUAGGCAUUAAGCCCUACCACUGCUCCUAUUGUGAGAACUCUUUCCGCCAGCUAUCACACCUCCAACAGCACACCAGGAUUCAUACUGGUGACAGACCAUAUAAAUGUGCCCAACCUGGAUGCGAAAAGGCAUUCACACAACUCUCAAACCUACAGUCUCACCAGAGACAACAUAACAAAGACAAGCCAUACAAAUGUCCAAACUGCUACCGAGCCUACACAGACUCCGCCUCCUUACAGAUCCACCUCUCCGCACAUGCCAUCAAGAACGCUAAAUCGUACUGUUGCAGCAUGUGUGGCCGCGCAUACACCUCAGAAACCUACCUUAUGAAGCACAUGUCCAAACACACCGUGGUGGAGCAUCUCGUCAGCCACCAUUCCCCACAGAGAACAGAAUCUCCCAACAUCCCCAUACGCAUUUCACUAAUUUGAGCUUCUCCCCUCACGUUUCUCUUCCAUGAAAAGGUAUUUUGUUCGCCGCGAUGGUCUUCCGUUGAGAAAAAAGAAGAAUGUGAUAAGAGACCUCGGAGGACAUUUGAGUCUGAUAUUGUCUUUGCCCCUUUUAGCUCUUAGUGAUAUUAAGCCUAUAGGCCACAGACUCAACAAAUGCUGUCUGAACUGAAUUGAAUUGUUCAAUUCAACUACAGACACCAGUCAAAAAGGAUUUGAUUGAUUAUUCCAAAAACAGAAUGUCACAGUUGUGAUCACUUUUACAUUUUGUUUCAAAGGUGUGUAAGGGAGACUUCCAAAGAUACUCUUUAAGCACUUUUUCAGCCUCGUGGUUUCGCUCAAAGUAAAAUGAAUCUUUUUAGAAUGGGACCAGCUUCUCGCUUUGGGCAGCUAUGAGAGUUCAAGCUUAGUUUUAGAAAGUCGGAGGGAUUUUGUUGGUUUCCGUCUCCACUUCUACUCCUUAUCGUUUGUUUUAACAGGAUAUCGUGUUGUUUUACUGUGGAUGUGACACUUCUUCCACUUUAAGCUUGUAUUAUCCUUUUAUAAGGGGUAUUAGGUCAUGGUUGAGAAAUGAAAAGUGAUGUU